Molecule: messenger RNA, 1680 nt
Organism: Cannabis sativa
Lineage: Eukaryota; Viridiplantae; Streptophyta; Magnoliopsida; Rosales; Cannabaceae
Exons: 1
Coding region: 1-1680 (559 amino acids)
Molecular function (GO): zinc ion binding; nucleic acid binding
Source: RefSeq, a predicted model, not a curated record
AUGGAAAUGUUCAGAGAAGGAGGAUCAACUUCCAGACCUCCCAUGCUAGAGGGGUCUAACUAUCCCUACUGGAAAACAAAGAUGAGGGCUUUCUUGAAAGCAGUGGAUGAAAGGGUCUGGAUGGCUGUUGCUGAAGGUUGGUCACCCCCUACUGUUGUUGACGAGGAAGGAGAUAAGGUCAAGAAAUCAAGUGAAUGGACUACUGAUGAGAUGGAACGAUCAAAUUUCAACUCCAAAGCUUUGCAUGCUCUAUUCAAUGCUAUCUCCACCAAUCAAUUAAAAGUGAUCUCGAAUUGUGAAGUUGCUAAAGAUGCUUGGGAAAAGUUGAAAAUCAAGAAUGAGGGAACUGAUGCUGUUAAAAAGGCUCGUCUUCGGUCGUUAGCUAAAUCCUUUGAGAAUCUGUCAAUGGAGGAAGAUGAAUCCGUCUCAGAAUUUCAUGCUAAGCUGUGCGACAUCUCGAAUGAAUCGUAUGCUCUUGGUAAGACUUACUCUAACAAGAAACUUGUGAGGAAGCUUCUUGGUGUUCUUCCAAAGAGAUUCAUGUCCAAAGUGACUUCGAUCGAAGAAAGUAGAGAUAUUGAAGCUCUUGAUCUAGAUGAAUUGAUUGGGUCUCUCCAAAAUUAUGAGUUAACUCUUGAAAGAUGGGAAAAAGGAAAGAAACUCAAGAGCUCUGAGAAAGAGAAAACCGAGAUGGGUGUUGCUUUCAUUCAUAAGGAAGAGAUCUCUAAAGAUAUUGAUUUGUCCGAGUCCUUUUCAGACACUAAUCUGGCCCUUCUUGCAAAGAAUUAUGCUCGUUUCCUAAAAAAGAACUUCAAGAGAUCUAAUCCAGGCAAUAAAGAGAACUUUUCGGGGAGGAAUUCCACUGGUCCUAACAGACAGUCUCAACAAAAUGAAAAGAAAGGGAAGGGAAUACAAUGUCACGAAUGUUCGGGUUUUGGCCACAUUCAGGCAGAAUGUGCUAAUACUCUUAAGAAAAAGAAGGCCUUGGCUGUUACCUGGAGUGACAGUGAAGAAGAAGAGACUAGUGAUGAAUCCAAGGAGGAUAAGUCAGUGAUGACUUUUAUGGCUAGGGAGUCUGUCCCUGAAGAUUCUGAGGGUGAGGAACUUAAUUCAGAUACUGAAUCCACUACUGAUGAAAAGAAUAAGGCCUAUGAGGAGAUGUUUGCACAAUGGACCUAUAUGGCUAGGAGAGUGAAGGAAUUACAGGAUUUGAACAAAACUCUUGAUGACAGCAAAUGUGAACUUGAAGAUAAAUUGAAGAAACUCACGUUGGAGUUGUGCUCUAAAGAUAGUGAGAUAUACAAGUUAACUACAGAACUUGUGAGAGCCAAGCAAUCCCUUUCCCAUGUGCCCUCGGGUACUGCUGCCUUGAAUCAAGCUCUUCAAAAUCAGAAACCUUAUGGAGACAGAACCUCUAUAAGAUACAAACUGCUAUACAAUCAAGGCCAUGACCUGUCUAUUGAUGAUAACUCUGCCCCGUCCUCUAGUGACAAAAUAAAGUUUGUAUCUGCAUCAUCAACUGCCAAGAAUGAUCAACCUGAGAAAGAAUCAGAUGAACCUAAGACUCAUCUCACUAAAAGAGGUCCAGUCCGUGAAAAGUUAGGUGUCAAGCAAGCUGAUCGAUUUGUCCCAAUAUGUCACUUCUGUAAUAAAAAGGGUCAUAUCAGGCCAAGAUGCUAA